Molecule: messenger RNA, 1858 nt
Organism: Acanthochromis polyacanthus (spiny chromis)
Lineage: Eukaryota; Metazoa; Chordata; Actinopteri; Pomacentridae
Gene: tmem39b
Product: transmembrane protein 39B
Cellular component (GO): membrane
Source: RefSeq, a predicted model, not a curated record
ACAGAUCCGCGCCCCCCAUCUAUCAGCGGCUAGUUUUACAUCAACAAUGAGUGUCUUCGCCGAUAUCAGAGACAAACACGGCAGUAUUUCAAUAAACAAAGUGAACAUGUGUUGUAUUUAGCUCCCUGUCCAUGCAGCAGAGCAGCUCCUAAGUCAGACAGCAAAUCCUGCCUCUGGUAAAAAGAAAAGGAGAGAAAUCGUCAAACCAGACACGUAGCUGACAGAACUGAGCUGUGGGUGUGUCUGCGAUGGCAGGUGGAAGGAGAGGGGCGAAUCGCACCACGUACUGCAGACCUCCACUCAGCAGUGAGCCGGGCUCAGUCAGCAAUGGCAACCACACGACCAGCUCGCCGGUCACAGGGGUGCGAUCUCGUACGAGGAACGGCUCGGGAACCUGCAUGUAGCCCCCGCUAGCUGCUCAGACUGUGGUUCCUCUGAAGCACUGUAAGAUCCCCGAGUUGUCUGUGGAUCGGAACGUGUUGUUCGAGCUGCAUCUUUUCUUCUGCCACCUCAUUGCCCUCUUUGUCCACUAUGUCAACAUCUACAAGACGGUGUGGUGGUACCCGGCGUCACACCCUCCCUCACACACAGCACUCAACUUUCACCUCAUUGAUUAUAACAUGCUGGUGUUCACAAUCAUCAUACUGGCAAGAAGAUUAAUAGCAGCAAUUGUUAAAGAGGCAUCGCAGAGUGGGAAACUCUCAUUCCCUCACUCGAUCUUUCUAGUGAUGGCGCGGUUUGCGGUGCUGACGCUGACGGGCUGGAGCCUGUGCCGCUCCCUCAUUUACCUCUUUAGAACCUACUCGGUCCUCAGCCUUCUCUUCCUCUGCUACCCAUUUGGGAUGUAUAUUCCGUUCUUCCGGCUGAGCUGCGACUUCCGGCGAGCAGGUCCGCUCUCCCCCAUCGCCAGCAUCGGCUCCAAAGAGGUUGGCAGCGUGGGCCGGGGCCGGGACUACCUGACCGUGCUGAAGGAGACGUGGAAGCAGCACACCAGCCAGCUGUACGGCGUCCAGGCCAUGCCCACUCACGCCUGCUGCCUCUCCCCAGACCUCAUCCGCAAGGAGGUGGAGUACCUGAAGAUGGACUUUAACUGGAGGAUGAAGGAGGUGCUGGUCAGCUCGAUGCUCAGCGCUUACUACGUGGCGUUUGUACCUGUCUGGUUUGUCAAGAGCACCCAGUAUGUGGAUAAGCGGUGGUCUUGUGAGCUGUUCAUCCUGGUGUCUGUCAGUACAUCAGUCAUCCUUAUGAGGCACUUGUUGCCCCCUCGAUACUGUGACCUGCUACACAAAGCUGCAGCUCACCUCGGCUGCUGGCAGAAAGUAGAUCCUUCACUCUGCUCCAACGUCCUUCAGCACAUAUGGACUGAAGAGUACAUGUGGCCACACGGAGUCCUCGUAAAACAUAAUAAGAACGUCUAUAAAGCCAUGGGCCACUAUAAUGUCGCAGUUCCAUCAGAUGUGUCCCAUUAUCGCUUUUAUUUUUUCUUCAACCAGCCUUUACGAAUAUUGAACAUCCUCAUCAUCCUGGAAGGUGCCAUGAUAUUCUACCAGCUGUACUCGUUGAUAUGCUCGGAAAAGUGGCAUCAGAUGAUAUCGCUGGCCCUGAUUCUCUUCAGCAACUACUACGCCUUCUUCAAGCUCCUCAGAGACAGAAUAGUCCUAGGAAAGGCGUACUCGUACUCGAACAGCUCAUCGGACCAGAAAGUCAGUUAGAUUUAACUUAUUGUCGGGGUCACAUUCACUUUGGAACAAAACAGACAUGCCUAAGAGCCCUGUAUUUUUUCUACAAACUGAGUUUUGUGUCACAUUUUUGUUCUGAUCCGCCAUAAUAAAAAGAAAUAUUUUUGUAUUACUUUAAA